This is a messenger RNA of Coregonus sp. 'balchen', 864 nucleotides long. The record is from the annotation of a GenBank genome assembly. Lineage: Eukaryota; Metazoa; Chordata; Actinopteri; Salmoniformes; Salmonidae.
AUGCCGAUUGAAUUGGGCAUGCCGCUCUACCUGUCAAACGACGACUUCUGCUACAGGAGGACCCCAAAAUCACUGCAAUCACUACGACCCUGCCUGAAGCCCUGCAUGCGGUUCAAACCCUCUGCCCCUCCUAUGCAGACUGAAGCAGAUUUGCUUAAUGAGAAGAAUGGGAAAUCUAAAAGGCGAGUGUCCUUCGCCGACCACAAGGGCCUGGCCCUCACCAAGGUGAAGUUAUUUUCUCAUUUUGACACUAUUGACAUCCCACUCAACAUCACAAAGCUGUUCAGCUCUUCGCUCACGUUACCAUAUGAGGAGGACAGACUGGUACUGGACUUCACCCAGCCCUCCUCUGAUUACCUGCUGUUCCGCCAGCGUCUGGAGACUGAGCUCGUCUGCCUAGAGCACUGCAUGCUGAAAGAGAAGGCACUGGCUGGAACCGUGAAGGUCAAAAACCUGUCCUUUGAGAAGUCUGUCAAGGUGCGUGUGACCUUUGACACUUGGAAAAGCUACACGGACUUGGAGUGCCAGUACUUGAAGGACACCUACACAGGCUCAGACCGUGACACCUUUUCCUUCGAGGUUUCCCUUCCAGCUGAGCUGAGGCCACACAAGCACAUAGAGUUUGCCAUCUGCUACAAAGUCAAUGGCCAGACAUACUGGGACGGUAACCAGGGCCGAAACUACAGGAUCAUCUGGUCUGCUCUGAAGAUGGACGGCCAGGGCAGCUUCAGCAGUAACCAGCAGAGCCGCUCGUUUGAUCUUGGAAUUCACUUCGAUCUCUACGGAAGUUCCAGGUGCUCCCAUGGGAUGUUCCCAGAGUGGCCAAGUUAUGCAGGAUAUGAGGAUAUUAGACCUUACUACUGA